This is a messenger RNA of Prosopis cineraria, 880 nucleotides long. RefSeq lists its product as uncharacterized. The record is from RefSeq and is a predicted model, not a curated record. Gene Ontology annotation, molecular function: zinc ion binding; nucleic acid binding. The transcript is spliced from 2 exons. Bases 233 to 544 code for a protein of 103 amino acids. Lineage: Eukaryota; Viridiplantae; Streptophyta; Magnoliopsida; Fabales; Fabaceae.
GACUCAAAAGAACUACUAUCUGUCACUUCUUGACAAUACUCGAUACGACGGAGUUUCUGGUGUCAGGGAGCACAUUCUGAAGCUUGUUCAUUACUAUAACAAGCUUAAGUCAUAUGGGAUUGAUUUGGGUGAAAGCACCUUGGUUUACCGUGUUCUUCAAUCACUGCCAUCAGAGUACGCAUUCUUGAGGACUUCAUACAACUCACAAGAAGCUGAAUGGUCUGUUGACCAGAUGAUAUCGAUAGUCACUCAAGAAGAGGAAGCUAUAAAGAAGAAUUCCUCUCACUCCAUAAACUAUGUUUCCCAUGGCUCUAGCAGCAAAUCUGGAGGGUCACAUAAGAAAAAGGGGAAGAAGCAUGAUGCCCCAAAGCCUAAUAAUCCAACCUUUAAGAAGGAUGGUGAUAAGAGUGAGAAAUCGAGGAAGAAACCCUUUAAAGGGUUAUGCAAUUAUUGCAAGAAACCGGGUCACAUUAAAGCUAAUUGCUUCAAAUUGAAGAACAAACAAGAAAGUGAAGGGGCUAAGAAACCAGAAGGUUCCAAGUGAGGCACAGAGGUCAGUCUUUGGCAUAGCAGGGAGCAAGGCAUCGGUUGAAUGCAUUGGAACUAUUUCUUUGUAUUUAAAUUCUGGUCAUGUUUUACAUUUGAACAAUGUUGUUUAUGUACCUUCUGCGAAGAGGAAUUUAAUUUCAACUUCUGCAUUGGAUAUUUGUGGCUAUUCAUUCUUCCAAGGAAAUGGGAAAAUUGACAUUUGUUUUGAUUCCAUUAAUGUUGGUGUCGCUUCCUUGAUAUAUGGUUUAUAUCGAUUGAAUGAUUGGUCACUUGAACUUCCUAAUCUUCAUGUCAAUGCUGCUAUUGGGCAUAAACGUCAAAGGCCCAAUGA